AUGUUCCCGCAGGGGCUAAUCGAUCAAUGGCUGAGCAAAUCACGUGAGGGUCGCCGCAGCGUGCGAGAGGACCCGAAAGCAACGCCUGCCAUCUUGGAAAACAUCAACCGUCUCGAGGAGUACUGCCGUAGACACCCCUACGACGUCUACUGCGCGAGCACGUUGCAGAAUCCACCCUUUGCCCUCCACGCACUGGAGUGCGAAGCCGCAGAGCAGCAGCGGCUCGCGCAGCCGCCGCCGGUGUUCCUAGUGACCGCCCCCUCACCCUCUGCUCACACGACGGCAUCCAAUGAGGUGAGGAGCGGUGUCUGUGGGCGGUACGCAGGCGGAGAGGAAUCUCGCGCGUCGGUGGUGGCUGCUGGUCAACACCUGCACCACGUCACCACGCGACUAGCCGCGUACCUGGAGUCUAGCGGCAUGUUGAGCAGUGCGGCAGGUCUGCAUGAGGAAGGGUCUCAGUGCAUCGCUGUGGCAGACUUCUUCGUGCGCUUGUUGUCGGAGGCGGCGGUGGCGGCCAUGUACCGACAGGGUGUCGCCGCACAGGUGGAAACUGAAGAGCGGGAGACCUUUCAGCAUCGCCAGUCACGGCGGCGGUUGCAACUGCGCGUUAACAGCGAGGACGUCAGUACUCGUCGGCGCCUGGAGUUGCCAGGCGGCAGGGGGACCGGCCACGAGGCAGCCCAUGAAUUCGAGGAUCCAACCGUGGCGCGACCCAUCGCCGACCUCCGGCGGUUGAGCCAAGGGCUCGUUUCACUGUGGGGUUUGCUGGCACAGACUGAGCGACACGGUGGACAGGCAGUCGGUGGACUGCCGUUGCAAAAACGCAGUCGCGACGGCGCCGCCGAUUCUGGCGCGGCGGACGACGAUGACAACUUGUGGACGCGCGUGCGUGUGGGCUGCCUGCGCCACUGGCUUGGCGACCGCGCCCCCCCACCCCCGCCGCCGCCCCUGGGCACCGCAGCGUUAGUGGAAACCAAACAAAAGGCGGAGGCAUCGUCGCCAACGCCGCCGGGCGGCACGUGGUCGAGCUGGCAGCUGCGCAUCUCCGAGCGUGAUGUAGAGUUUGCCCUGCGCAAGGUGGUCGCCGACGUCACGGCAUCAGCAGGUCCGUAG
Leishmania braziliensis MHOM/BR/75/M2904 is the source of this 1113-nucleotide messenger RNA. RefSeq lists its product as hypothetical. The coding region runs from base 1 to 1113 and encodes 370 amino acids. The record is from RefSeq and is a predicted model, not a curated record. The transcript has a single exon. Lineage: Eukaryota; Euglenozoa; Kinetoplastea; Trypanosomatida; Trypanosomatidae.